AUGGAAGGUUCAGAGCCUCAACAAAAGGCAGGUGCAGUUCCUGCAGGUUUACAAGGAUUUCAAACUCUUUUCUCCGCAUACGAUCCUCAGAACACUGGCAGAAUUGACAAAGAAGCCAUCACUGAAGCUGUCAGCUCAAUUGAGAUCCCAGCCGAAGCCCAGAAAAUUCUUACUAAAGUAGAAGAGCACAAAAGCGACAAAAUUGACUUUGAGUCCUUUGUCAACAUUUUCAAAGGAGUUGGGGUGUCUGACGAAGUCAGACAGAAGCUGAUCCACAACGCAGGAAAAGUCACCAACGUGAUGCAAGGUAAUGUAGGCUACCAUUCCUACUCAGCUGAUGAGAAGUCUGCAUUCGUGAACGUGGUCAACCACCACCUCAGAAACGACGCUGACUUGGCCAGCAUUCUUCCGCUGAACCCUGAUAAUAACGACCUCUUUGACCACUGCGCGACUGGUAUUUUGCUUUGCAAGCUUAUUAAUGCUGCAGUUCCAGGGACUAUUUUUGAAAGGGCCAUCAAUGUGAGGCAGAAUCUGAAUGUCUUCCAGAUCAAAGAAAACUUGAACUUGGCCAUUAACGCUGCGAAGUCGAUCGGCUGCACUGUGGUCUCGAUUUUCCCUGAGUCCAUCAUGGAGAAAAAGGAGCAUUUAGUGCUAGGAUUAGUCUGGCAGAUUAUUAAAAUCCUUACUUUGAGCCCAAUCAACUUAAAAGCACAUCCAGAGCUUGUAAAAUUGGUAGAAGAAGGCGAAGAGCUCAGUGAUUUGCUUAAACUGCAACCCGAUGUAAUACUGUUAAGAUGGGUUAACUACCAUUUGAAAAACUCAGGCUCUCCUAAAAGGAUUAAUAAUUUUGGCAAUGACGUCAAAGACUCUGAAGCUUAUACCUUGCUGCUUCAUCAGAUUGAUCCAGCUCAAUGUGACUUGUCUCCUUUACAAGAUGGCGACUUGUUGUCCAGAGCUGAAAAAGUAAUAGUUAACUCAAGAAAGCUUGGAGUUGAUACUUUUACAUCCGCACGUGACAUUAUCAGUGGAAACGCCAAGCUAAACAUCAUUUUUGCAGCUGCCAUUUUCAAUACCAACCCAGGCCUCUAUGCAACUGAGCAAGAACUUUAUGAGGCAGCAGGACUCAUUAAUGAUGACGUAGAAGGCACCAGAGAAGAAAGAGCUUUCCGUAUGUGGAUCAAUUCUUUAAACAUUGAAGGACUCUAUGUCAACAAUCUUUACGAAGAUGUCAAAGAUGGUCUCGUUCUUAUUAAAGUUAUCGACAAAAUCGAGCCUGGCCUUGUGAACUGGAAAAAAGUGGAGCUCAAGACUAACAACCGCUUUAAGAAAAUUGCGAACUGUAAUUAUUUAAUUGAACUUGGCCGAGCUUUACAUUUCACACUGAUUGGGAUUGGAGGGUCAGAUUUCACUGAUGGACAAAAGAAGCUGAUUCUUGGGUAUGUCUGGCAACUGGUAAGACAUGCCACUUUGAAGCUGGUUGGGAAUAUGACUGAAGAAUCUAUGAUGAAAUGGGCCAAUUCAAGAGUCAAUACUCAUGCUGCCUCAUAUAAGGACAAGUCAAUAGCAAAUGGAAGAUUUCUAAUUGAACUUUUCAGCUCAAUUGAGCCUAGAGCGAUCAACUGGGAUUUAAUAACACCUGGAGAAGACCCAGAAGGCAGAGAACAAAACGCGAAAUAUAUUUUGUCAGUCGCAAGAAAGCUCGGAUCAAGCAUUUUCUGCACCUGGGAAGACAUCGUUGAGGUCAAUCCUAAGAUGAUUAUGACACUAGUGGCGACAACUUAUAGCUUGGCAGGAAUUUACAAUAGAGAAACCAGGGAAGAGGUGAAAUCUGAAUAA
Blepharisma stoltei is the source of this 1836-nucleotide messenger RNA. Lineage: Eukaryota; Ciliophora; Heterotrichea; Heterotrichida; Blepharismidae. The record is from the annotation of a GenBank genome assembly.